Paramormyrops kingsleyae is the source of this 1416-nucleotide messenger RNA. It is a transcript of the gene ilf2, whose product is annotated as interleukin enhancer binding factor 2. Gene Ontology annotation, molecular function: double-stranded RNA binding; DNA binding. Gene Ontology annotation, cellular component: catalytic step 2 spliceosome. Gene Ontology annotation, biological process: positive regulation of DNA-templated transcription. NCBI's taxonomy places the organism in Eukaryota, Metazoa, Chordata, Actinopteri, Osteoglossiformes, Mormyridae. The record is from RefSeq and is a predicted model, not a curated record.
UUCGUUUCUCAUUGGUUUUCUGGCACCUAACCGAGAGGCUCAGCGGUUGCCAACGGACACUAAUGCAACGGGGGGACCGAAAAGGAUUAAACAGGGAAAAUAACACAUUUCUCCUUUUUAGGUUUUUCUAAAUUUUCAAAACGUCGUACGCUAUGAGAGGCGAUCGGGGCCGGGGCCGGGGUGGCCGGUUCGGGUCCCGAGGAGGACUCGCUCAGGGGUAUCGCCCGUUUGUCCCACACAUCCCAUUUGACUUCUAUGUGUGUGAAAUGGCCUUUCCCCGCGUGAAACCCGCACCAGAUGAAACUUCCUUCAGUGAAUGUUUGCUGAAGAGGAACCAGGAUCUGAGCCCCACACCUUCUGAGCAGUCCUCCAUCUUGUCUCUGGUAACAAAGAUCAACAAUGUCAUCGACAAUCUCAUCGUGGCCCCAGGGAACUUUGAAGUGCAAAUAGAAGAAGUGCGUCAGGUGGGCUCUUACAAGAAGGGCACCAUGACGACGGGACAUAACGUGGCCGACCUGGUCGUCAUCCUCAAAAUACUGCCGACGUUGGAGGCUGUUGCUGCUCUGGGAAACAAGGUUGUGGAGACCCUUCGCACCCAGGACCCCUCAGAAGUGCUCUCCAUGCUGACCAAUGAGACGGGCUUCGAGAUCAGCUCUGCCGACGCCACGGUGAAAAUCCUCAUUACCACCGUGCCGCCUAACCUGCGCAAGCUGGACCCCGAGCUGCACCUGGAUAUCAAGGUGCUGCAGAGUGCCCUGGCCGCCAUCCGCCACGCUCGCUGGUUCGAGGAGAACGCCUCCCACUCCACGGUAAAGGUCUUAAUCCGUCUGCUAAAGGAUCUGAGGGUGCGAUUCCCUGGUUUCGAGCCCCUGACUCCAUGGAUCCUGGAUCUGCUGGGUCAUUCUGCAGUGAUGAACAACCCCUCCAGACAGCCCCUGCCCCUGAAUGUGGCUUACAGGCGCUGCUUACAGAUGCUGGCUGCAGGGCUCUUCCUGCCCGGCUCCGUGGGCAUCACCGACCCCUGUGAGAGCGGAAACUUCCGGGUGCACACAGUCAUGACGCUGGAGCAGCAGGACACGGUGUGCUUCACGGCUCAGACUCUGGUCCGGAUCCUUUCGCAUGGAGGGUACCGGAAGAUCCUGGGCCUGGAAGGAGAUGCCAGCUAUCUGGCCUCUGAGAUGUCCACCUGGGACGGGGUCAUCGUGACACCAUCAGAGAAGGCCUACGACAAGCCACCGGAGAAGAAGGAGGGGGAUGACGAGGCACUGGAAGACGGAGGGGAGGGCGAGGAGGAGAGCAUGGAGACGCAGGAGUGAUGGUGAUGGUAGAUGUGGCUGAGAAGGAGGAGCCAGCAGCCAGGAGGGUGACGUCGCACCAGCUAAUCUUCUUUGACCGCCCCCCCCCCCCCCCCCCCCC